GCACGCUAUUGGCGGGAUGAGGAAGGAUUAUCUGCGUUGACCAAUGGCAUGUGCGAGCCUACCCGCCGCAGUGCCUUCUGGGAACGUGCCAAUGGCCGCUUCGAUUGGGCGUCUGCGGCCGCGGAAGCUCCAGACAGUAAGAACCUACAAGUUGAAGCUGGAGCAAUGCUGCUUUUCUGUCCGAGCUGUGGAAACGGACUGAUUGUGGAGGAGGGACAGCGUUGUCAUCGCUUCGCCUGCAACACUUGCCCCUACGUGCAUAAUAUCACACGCAAGGUAACAAACCGAAAGUAUCCAAAGCUGAAAGAAGUGGAUGAUGUGCUUGGUGGAGCAGCUGCAUGGGAGAAUGUGGACUCUACUGCAGAGCCAUGUCCAAAAUGUGAACAUCCUCGUGCCUACUUCAUGCAGCUUCAGACCCGUUCUGCAGAUGAGCCAAUGACCACCUUCUACAAGUGCUGCAAUGCUCAAUGUGGACAUCGCUGGAGAGACUGAGAGCAGGACUUGCCCAGCUGAAAGCAUGGAUUUUGUAGGCCAUCUGCAAGUCAGCAGAUAAAGUCCGUAAUGUACAAGGGCUUCAGGUCCUGUUCCUUCAUCCUUUGUAUGUAGUGGGUAGUUGAUAUUUCCUUACUACCAUUAGUAUUAGAAACUUAGUUUAUAACCAAGGAUAAUAUUGAACCUCCUAUUCUUCCUGCCUCUGUCUCAAAAGUGUUAGGAUGAUAGGCAUGUGAACCAUGUUCAUUUCAUGCAGUGCUGGGAAUUGAACUCUGAGCCUCAUGCAUGCUAGACAAGUACUCUGUCAACUGAGCCAUUUAAUUUUUAAAAUAAUUUUUAUUUUUUUCUCUCUAGAGAAAUUGUAAAAAUACCCAUAAAAUAAUUGAAAAGCACUUUAAAAUUCAGGACUGACAUGAUACCUCUUUUACGAUUAACAACUAAACGAACUGUUCUGUGAUUUGGAUUUUCUGGAUGAUGUUGAUGGGCAUUUAAAAGUAACCAAAAAUAUUUUCUAUUUCCAGCUAGGGAUAAAGGUCCACAACAGAGUCUGUGCCUAGCAUGUACAAAGGUCUGUGUUUGAACCCCAUUCAAAAACCUAUUAAAACCUCAAUACAUUUAGAAAAGUUACAUAUUUGUUGAAACCACUAGGGAGAUUACUCUGUAUAGUGGACAUAUUUUUCUAUGUUGGAAGCUCUGGUCCCUUCCAUGCAACUGGACAGUCAUAUACAUGAUAAAGAAUGCAGAUAGUAAGGAGAUCUAAAAUCACAUUAUCCUCCUAUGAACAUAGCAGAUCUAAUGUUUUCAAAGUCCUUAAAUAGUGGUAUGGAUGAGUAAUUCACAAACAAGAGCUGACUUUGAAACCUUUGAUCUGUGGUUGUUUUCAAGCCUUUGGGACUUGGUUAAUUAUCUCCUUUCACUAACUCUGUUACAGAGGAGAGCCACAUAGUCUUCUUUGAAUGAAGAUGAAUUUGAGUAUUCGAUCACUUGCCUAGCAUAUGACAAAUUCUGUGCUUAAUCUUGGUACUGGAUAACAGUGGUGUGGGAGAGAAUGAUAAUUUUUACUGUUGGUGAGGGUUAGGACAUUCUCACAUUGCUGGUGAGAAUAGAAGUCAGUACAAUAGUUUCUCAGGGCAGUAAGGUAAUAUGUAUCAGUAUUUUAAAAUGCUACCCAAGGGUGACACAAAUGUGCAGUGUUAUCACUUGAGAGGCAGAAGCAGGAAUAUUGGGAGGUCCAGGCUGUCAGUGGCAGCAGGAGUUGGAAGAGAAGAUACAGCUCCGAGCUGCCUGUCUCAGCCCCCGUUCUUUCUGUGAAUUUUUGUCAGUGAUGCUGGGAUUCUGGACUAUGCCACAGAAAAGAAUUUCGGGACAGCUAGGUAUGAAGUAAGUCAAGUGUCUUAAUGAUGACCAUGUUUAUGAUUUUGGUGGGGUUUUUUUAAGAGAUUCAGUAAACCUCCACCCCACCGCUCCUUUUUCCUAUUUGUUAAAUGAGAUCAUAGGAUAAUUCCAUAGGUAACAAAGGUUCAAGCAGUUCUUAAUAUACCAGGUUACAAAGGGUUAAGACAUGACUUUUGACUGUCAACAAAGAAACCUUACUGUCUCUGUGAGUUUGAGGCUUACAACUGGGAAAAGUCAAACUCAAGGUCAUCUUGUUAGUGUGGUUCGUCAAUGUUAACAUUCUCAAUUGAAAUCUCUGUAUAAAAUGAUUAUUGACUGUGUAGGCAAACUUCAUUAAUUUGGAGUUCACAACUCUUAGCUGGAGUUUUCACAACCAGACUCAAUUUGCCCCAUUUUAAAAAAAAUAUUGCGUGUAUAUGUGGUAGGGGGUAGUGGUGGAUACAUGUCACAACACUCACGUGGAUGUCAGAAGGCAACUUUGUGGAGUUUGUUAUCUAUUUCUUUAUGUUGGUUCUUACCCACUUAUUUCAUUUUCCUAGCCCUCCUCUGCUACAUAAUGAGAUUUUGUCUCAAAAACCAAAACUAACUAAACGAGAAUUUUGUCUAUAAAUCAAAUUAUCACCAAAGAAAGAAUAUUGGAAGCAGAAAAGAAAAAUGACCUUUAUCAUACAAGGAUCCAUAAUAAAGACUACCAACAGA
Molecule: messenger RNA, 2586 nt
Organism: Peromyscus eremicus (cactus mouse)
Lineage: Eukaryota; Metazoa; Chordata; Mammalia; Rodentia; Cricetidae
Gene: Polr3k
Product: RNA polymerase III subunit K
Exons: 3
Coding region: 49-492 (147 amino acids)
Biological process (GO): termination of RNA polymerase III transcription; DNA-templated transcription
Cellular component (GO): RNA polymerase III complex
Molecular function (GO): zinc ion binding; DNA-directed RNA polymerase activity; nucleic acid binding
Source: RefSeq, a predicted model, not a curated record